GCAUCCUGGUGACGGCGACCAAGAACUCCCAGGACCGGUACGACUACAACGUCACCACGGUGGUGAUGCUCACCGAGCUCUGCAAGCUGUUCGCCGCCACGCUGCUUUACCUGAGAGACCAUCCAUUUCAGUCCCUGCUCGUGGAAGUCAGCAAAAACCGAAAAGUGCUCUUCUUGUACUUCGUGCCUGCGCUGCUGUACUGCUUCUACAAUAACCUGGCCUUCGUCAACCUGGCCGCAUUUGACCCGACCACUUACAACCUGCUGUUGCAGUUUAGGGUGGUCAUCACAGGCCUGUCCUUUCAGGUGCUCUUCAAGAAGCAGCUGACACGAAAGCAGUGGCUGUCCCUGCUGCUGCUGACUGCAGGAUGCAUUGUGAAACAUCUUGGUCUGCCAUCGAAGUCGCCACAUGCUCAGGUCGGCAACGUGGCCGGCUUCUUCAGCAGUUUGUUCAGUGCUCACAUGUUGCUGCUGCUGCUGCAAGUCUUCUGUUCCUGCUUUGCUGGCGUCUACAAUGAGUUCCUGCUCAAAGAUACGGGUGUCAACAUUGACAUCAUGAUCCACAACGUGUUCAUGUACAUUGACUCGAUCGUCUGCAACGCGGCCGUGCUGCUGGUGCGCGGCGAAGCAUGGAGCGCGUUCUCUCGUGCUUCGGUUGCGACGCUCGUCAACCCGCUAGUCAUCGCUAUCAUCGUCAACGGUGCCAUCUGCGGCAUCGUGACGUCGGUCUUUCUGAAGAGCCUCAACUCGAUCCUCAAGACGUUCGCGAGCGCGCUAGACCUGUCUGUGAUGGCUGUGCUCUGUUGGAUUAUCUUCAAGAUUCCCGUCGACGCGUACACCGUCAUGGCGAUUGCUAUCGUGUCCAUCGCCAUCUACUGCUACUCCCAACAGCCCGUUGUGAACAAGCCCAAAGAGAUGCCACGCUGUCGCGAUGACGACGACUUGGAGCGCGGCCUAGUGAACGGUGGUAAGCAGCGGAGUGCUGCCGUGAGUGCAGAAAAAAGCGCUGUACUAAAUGUAUAAAUAGCUUUUACAUAGACGACAACAUUAAUUAAAUAAGGUGUGACUUCCUGGCAGUGCACAGGUAACCUUCGAAGUCUACGACGACUGUUGCAAUAUCGGUCACAUCUCUCUGGCCAAGCCUGAGGGUACUAUUGUAUGUAAAGUGCACGCAUUGUGGGAAACCUAGUCUAUAUGUACAGUCGCGCUCAAUAUGACUUGCAACACUGGCAGCACAUGGCCUCAUGAGUUCGAAGAUUGCGCAUGGCUUCAACUUGUUUUUAUUUCAAUAACUAAAUGGUAUUUUUGGGAUCAUACUCCAGUGAGAGAACAGCGUUUAGUUAUGGAAAUAAAGGCUACUGGAAGGCAUGCGCAGUCUUUGAACUCAUGAGGCCACAGGCUCCCGUGUUGCAAGUCAUAUUGAGCGCGACUGUACAUGCUAUUCCUUUCAUUCAUAAUCUACAAUAUGGCUUUCUAAAAAUAGCCUUUGUUGUUUCAUUACUGUGCAAUAUUAUUUUUGGACAGCGGUAGUCUGCUGAUUUGUCAAACCUUAUAGCAUCUCACUGAAAUAUUGAUCAAUCUCCAUUGACUAUUGCAAUAACUGAUGGCAAUACUAGUGACCUGUUGGGGACAUCGUCAUAGUUUGUGAUUGUAGCUUAAUGCUAGGUCCCUUCAAUUUUGCACAAUUCUUACAACGAUCAGGUCUUCGUUUGCUUGAACAAAUGGAGACAAUAGUAAAGGGUACCUCGUAAAUUCUUACGUUUAUAACAAGGUUAGUGUACCUUUCUUCUUUGUUGUGGAGGGGAAGAGAGAGUGUUCUUUCUGGAUUUGAGUAGCCGUGUUAAGAACCAUAUAAUGGCCAUUAACAAGAUAUCCGGUACUCCAGCAACUUGUACUAGCAAGACAACGUGGAAGUUAUGCAGUGCCGGGUUGAUAUGGGGGCUUUAAUCUACAAGUGCUUUUUUUUUGCAGGAUUUCUUUUUUAUUGACAUUGCUCCAUUUGCUGUUCACGGAAACCAAUGCAAAAGAAAAAUGAUAGCCUUUACUGUGUAUUGCAGCCUGUUCUUGUAGCACGAAAGCUCGUUUCCAAUUUCCUUUUCACAGUCGACAAAAGUUUGCGUUAUGAAUAUAGAUGUGAUCUACGUCUACGGUCUGUGCAGAUCUACAUGGCGCUUUUGUUUUUGCCAACACCCCUGGCAUUUUUUGCCUUGGAAGGCGGGGGGCAUUUGUUGUGGCAUGAAAUUUUUUUUAGGCGCCGGUAAUAUACAAUUACAAGAUGGAAUGUAUGACGCCUAGGUGCUUUAUUAUAGCCUAUAUGUUAACAAGUUAUGUUAAGAGUCAGUUAUCAUAAGAGUCAGAAUAAAAUUUGAUUAUUCUAACAUUUUCCUAAUAGAGAUUGUUAAAUACAGGAGUCAUAGACUCUAUAGAGACACUAUACAUAGAUACACGGAUAUAUGUUGUUGCUAUCCCUUCAGUUAAAAACAGCACGUUUUCAGGCAGUUUUAUCAUUUAUUUUGAGACUCCAAAGCAGAUUAGAAGUUAAAUGUCGGUGCAUAGUGCAAAUAAGGUGAACAAAUUGACAACAUGCACCAAGUUGUUUAUUCUUCACACAUCAUCUAUAAUUGCAUAAAAGUGGUUCUAUAUUAUAUUACAGGAAUAUGAGCCAAGUGACAAACCAUAUGUGUCUGACAUUUUGUUUGUUAAGGUGCCCUGCUGGAUGAGUAUCUUUUCUUUUUCUGCUUGCUAAAAGCAAUGUUUUGUAACAUGCAUGCUUAAUCGAAGCGAGGAAAGCCCAAGCAUGUGAUGAUUUGUGUUAUUUAUGUAAACAGUAUAAGUGAGACGAGUGGCAUCCAGAUCAAUGCAAGCACACAAAAUUUGAGAGGAACAAAUCAGCGCUCCCAAGUGAUAAAAACACUUGUUAACAAACACUUCAAAGUCGUUCAAGGUUCGCAAGUUUUGUCAUCUUUUUCUCUCUGUCACUUCAGCUUAUCACCAAUUUGUAAAAUUAUAACCACAAAAUUGGUUGAGCCCAUUGCCAGUAAACACUCAUUAAAGGACCAGGUCAUUCCGUACUAUCACUUUUAUUCCAUAUAUAUAUAUAUAUAUAUAUAUAGCCUUUAUCACUUGGACUUCAGUACUUCAUUUUUACUUGUCACAUAUUAUAUAAAUGGUCAUUCUUACUAAAAGUUUUUGAAAAGCAUAAGUUUGCUGCAAGCAAUGUAACCCAUGCUGUCAUUCAUGUAUCAUGCGAAAUGUAAUUGUGGAAGACUUGAGAAAUUUAAGCUUACAGUGGUUAGAGGUUGCAAGCAACCCCAACAAGCAAUGCAACAUUUUGCUUCCUUGCCAAUUAUGUAACUUUCAAAGCAUUUUGUAGUCGCUUUUAACGUCAGUGAGUUGAAAAUUCUGGUUAAUCUGAACUUUCAUGUGGCUAAUGGCCUAACUUAUUAUGAAAUGCUGCCUUGUUUGCAUUAAGAGCGUAAUGCAUUAGGAAUGUAUUGUCGAGAUGUGUGUAUAUUUGAAACACAGGGCACUGCUUUUUGAUUUGAAUGGCAUCGCUUCAACAUAAUGAUGCCUUCCCAGUUGCUGAUAACGUACCAGUUAUUCUGGUCAUAUGUAUCUAUUUGUAAUUUAAUUGUGUGUGAUGUACUUGCAUUUUAGGCCACAAUAUUGUUAUAAAUGAUGCUGUGCUUAUUCAGCUGCAGAUUAUUUACACUUUAAAUCUGCAUCGACUCUGCAAUUACUUUUGAUUGGCUUGAACAUUUUGGCGCAAGCUUUUACAUAACAGAGUCCAUAGCGAACAUCAAAUGAUUGCCAAGACUUUGCUUUCAAGCAAAGUAACUCAUACAAGCCUACAGUACUUCUAGGCAUGGUUUACGUAGACCACAUCAUGGUUGUGGGAUCGAUCUACAUUGUUUCUUUGAAUCAUCAUAAAGAUGCCCGUGGGAUUGCACCUUAAUGAAUGUUUGCAGCAAAGCUUUUUCACUUCUUGUCAUGACAGAGCUUCGAAUACGAACAAUUAUUGAGCGCACAUUUUUGUGAACCGCAAUUUAAAUUAAUUUUCAAGCAUUUUUCAUAAUGCUCCUAGUCUGUCGUGCUUUCACAAGAGAACAUUUUAUACGUGUUUAUUGUGAGAUGGUGCAGGUUCCCUAGGCAGAUGUUCCUUUAUUUUCAUAGCGAGUCCAGUAACAGAAUAUAUUGUUGCCUUUUUAAAAGCCAGGUAGUUCACUCUUCUUACUUUCGGUAACGUUGAUUCCUGUUGUAUAGUAUGAAAUGCCACAGAACUUAAUGCUGUGAAUUCUACGAGAAACUUCGAAUGCAGGCUAAGCCUUGUCUGUGAUACGAGUGAUGCCCUUUUUUGACUGCAUAUCGAAUCUCAGCAUAAUGGUGACACAAAAACUACGAAUUCACUGUCCAUACAACAUGGACAGGAUUAAUGGCAUUGUCAAAGUUCUUUGGAAUCUUUAAUUCCUUUAUUUCGAAAGCAAGUGUCACAUGUUUUUUCAUGCCGUUAAUAGGGUUGCCACCUGUCCGAUUUUAGACUGGCCAGGCCGGUUUUUCAGAUGGCGGGCCGGUUCGCAUCGGCCACCAUUGGCCGUUUUUCUUUUAUAAUAAUGCCAUUAUUUAUUUUUUGGGUGUUUUAUAAGCGUCAGUUCAACAACUACGACGGUAAAUAUUUAUCGUCAAUCACCAAAACUCUUACGCUAUUAGUCAACCACUUUCUGGGAUCCCUUCAAGUCUAGCGAUCAUUGGAAUAGAGUGUAUUAUUGCGCAUGUAUGGUACAUUAAUAUCCGACAUUUUUGUGGCAUAUGCACAUUUUAACGUUCCUUUGUGUCUGUAAUGCUACUGGCCUGUUGGAUUCAGAUGCAAAGGAGAGCUUUUUUAUGGACAAAGCAUUGUGGUUCCUUUUCAGUGCAGCACAUUCAAAGUAAUAAGCGAAGCGUCAUUCCAAUCACGGGUACUUUUAUGUUAGCAGUUAGGCUAGUUGGUUAGCUGAGUGUGCUGCUUUUGUUUGUGCAUUGGGUUUAUUUGGCUCAAUGAAAGCAAUGUUACAUUAAAUGGCACUGUAUGCCGAAGAAUUGACAUAGCGUCUAUUGUUCAACAUUAUUUUAAUCUCCUGUUAACACCCCCCCCUGUCGAAGGGCCGGUUUUUUUUCAGGAUAAGGUGGCAACCCUAGCCGUUAACAGAAAUGGUGAUACUUUCAGUGAAUGGUGCGAGACUGCAUACAAGUUUUGAUUUGAAGUAAACAAGUUUAGUGUGCAAUACGCGAGAAGAAACAUUAUAUUAAAUAUAGAAUGUAUAAAUGUAUAUGCAUUUAGUAUUUACUUUGUUUCUUUACAUUGUUUUGCAUGUACACCGAGGAGUUUUCAACUGCUGCAGCUAAAUCCUCACCGAACGUGGUUUAAGCAUAAAUGUUACCUGCAGCAUCAAGGAUGCCUAGCAACUGUAUUACAGCAAUCUUUGCGUGCAUGCCAUGCAAGAUUAGGCAUGUCUCAACGAAACUGCGUUUUUGUUGCCGUUUUUCACAGGCGUAUCCAGCUCCCUUCUAGGAUGCAUAGGAUACAUAGAGGCAACAUUCAGAACGUUGUGGCAACAUUGCGUCAUUAAUUUGUGCUUCAAGAGAGAGGAAGGGUUGGAGGACCAAAAGCAAGGAAUGUUUAGAAGUUUGAAUGUUAGCAUAUUUGUUAUAUAGUGCCUGAUGGACUCGGGUUUCGUUUUCUUUUGUUUGGUGUUGUGAUGUGCAGUGACCUUAAGGUUAGAAACCAAAGUUUUUCAUAAGUUGUUACAGUGUAAUGAGAGGAAAACAAGAAGGGUUUACACAUUUUGUUUUUAGGACAGAAAGUGCAGUUGAUGCACGAAAUAAAGGAGUCUUCAUGCUGA
Rhipicephalus sanguineus (brown dog tick) is the source of this 5878-nucleotide messenger RNA. RefSeq names its product UDP-galactose transporter senju-like. Lineage: Eukaryota; Metazoa; Arthropoda; Arachnida; Ixodida; Ixodidae. Gene Ontology annotation, molecular function: UDP-galactose transmembrane transporter activity. The record is from RefSeq and is a predicted model, not a curated record. Gene Ontology annotation, biological process: pyrimidine nucleotide-sugar transmembrane transport. Gene Ontology annotation, cellular component: Golgi membrane.